AAUCAUAUUAACAAGUGAAUUGUAAUCAUUGUACCUUUUUCCAAUAUGGCACCUUCCAUGGAAGAAAAAAUUGAGAGUGUCACCUCAUAUAAUUUGCGGCCCUUAGUCCUCCAUGGAUAUAUUUUCCCAUUUAUAUUUAUAUACAUUGCAUGGCUAUAUCUUUUGGUGGUUGCCUAUGGGGUCAGUGAAUAUUUGGAAGCUGGAUUGAUCGUUUUAGCAGCCAUAGGAUGUGUCCAAAUUUUGGUCUGCUUGUUCUGCCAUUGGUCAAUACACGUGAGGUGUUCGCUCACAUGCAGGAAGGAAUCUAACCCCUUUGAUGCUGAUUGGGUGAAGGUUGUCCCUACAGCCAACAAUGGAUAUCCAGAACUGGUCCAGCUUCACACAGAUAUUCAUCCAGGCACAGGGAAGCGAGAUCUGUGGUUCACAUUCCAGAAGGCGAAGUACAUUUACGAUGCGGAGGAGAAGAAGCGAUUCCAGGCCGUGGAGUUCCCUGUCAGUCACGCCAUCAAGGUUUACCAAUCCUGGAAGGGUUAUCAGGAUGACGCAGAGGUUGCGGCCACCAAGAAGAAGUUUGGAGACAAUCAUUUGACAAUGGAGCCUCCAGAGUUCAAAGAACUUUUCAAGGAGAGGGCAACAGCACCUUUCUUUGUAUUUCAAGUGUUCUGUGUGGCUUUAUGGUGCCUUGAUGAAUAUUGGUAUUACAGUGUCUUCACGUUGUUCAUGCUGGUGACGUUUGAGGCGACACUGGUUCAUCAACAGCUCCGAAACCUGACAGAGAUUCGGAAGAUGGGCAAUAAACCUUAUAUGAUACAGGUAUAUCGCAACCGUAAGUGGCGCCCCAUCCUCAGCAGUGACCUUGUCCCUGGUGACAUCUGCUCCAUCACUAGAUCUCAGAAUGACAAUCCUGUCCCUUGUGACCUUCUACUUCUCAGGGGUCCAUGUAUUGUGGAUGAGUCUAUGUUAACAGGAGAAUCCGUUCCUCAGAUGAAGGAGCCAGUAGAAGGACUAGAACCAGAUCGAAUCUUGGAUCUCCAGUUUGAUAGCAAACUUCAUGUCCUUUCUGGAGGUACUAAAGUGGUCCAGCAUACCCCUCCUAACAAGUCAGCCCCAGGACUCAAAGCUACCGAUAAUGGCUGCAUUGCUUACGUAUUAAGAACUGGAUUUAACACUUCCCAGGGUAAAUUACUGAGCACAAUCCUUUAUGGAGUAAAGCGAGUGACAGCCAACAAUCUAGAAACAUUCCUCUUUAUUCUCUUCCUACUCAUCUUUGCCAUUGCUGCUGCUUCAUAUGUCUGGAUAGAAGGAACGAAGGAUCCAAGUCGGAAUAAGUACAAGCUUUUCUUGGAGUGCACCCUCAUCCUCACCUCAGUCGUCCCCCCAGAGCUCCCCAUUGAGUUAUCUCUUGCUGUCAACUCAUCGCUGCUUGCACUCACCAGACUAGGUGUAUACUGCACAGAGCCAUUCCGUAUCCCGUUUGCUGGUAAGGUUGACAUCUGUUGCUUUGAUAAGACUGGAACACUCACAAGUGAUAACCUAGUGGUGGAGGGAGUAGCGGGUUUACCGGGUAAAGACAAGCUUUGCACCAUCACCGAGGUGCCCUUAGACACUGUGCAGGUGCUUGCUACCUGUCACUCCCUGGCCCAGCUGGACGAUACCCUGGUAGGUGAUCCUUUGGAGAAGGCCACACUGACCGCUGUGGACUGGACACUCACCAAGGGUGAUGUUGUGAUCCCCCAUCGAAUCCGCAGUCAGCCCCUGAAGAUCGUCCAACGCUUUCACUUCUCUAGCGCCCUCAAGAGGAUGGCAGUGAUUGCUUCUCUCCAGGAACAUGGCUCCGUAGACUGCACAUAUCUGGCUUCCGUCAAGGGUGCCCCAGAAACGCUAAGAUCAAUGUUCUCAGUUGUUCCUGAAAACUAUGAUGAAGUUCACUCACAGAUGUCUAGGCAAGGUGCCAGGGUGCUAGCCCUCGGACACAGGAAGCUAGGUCACAUGUCUUCACAACAGCUGCGUGACCUGUCUCGUGAUGAGGUUGAAAAAGAGCUGACUUUUGUUGGUUUUGUCAUCAUUUCUUGUCCUCUGAAAUUUGAUUCGAAAGCAGCGAUCAAGGAGAUCCAGCAUGCUUCUCACUAUACUACCAUGAUUACUGGUGAUAACCCUCUGACUGCCUGCCACGUCGCCAAGGAACUACGCUUCACCAAGAAACCACACACUCUUAUCCUCAAACCACCCACUGAGAAUGAAUAUGAUGAAUGGCAUUGGCAGUCCAUCGAUGACACAGUGACGUAUCCCAUGAUACCAUCUGCAGAGGAAGUGCGCCUCCUAUUGGCCAGUGAUCUAUGUCUCACCGGAGAGGCUAUAACCCACCUACAAACCACCAACAUAUCUUUCCUGAACAGAAUUUUACCAAGAGUUAAAGUGUUUGCACGAGUAGCACCCAAACAAAAGGAGUAUGUAAUUACCACACUAAAGAGUCUUGGAUAUACGACCCUUAUGUGUGGAGAUGGUACCAAUGAUGUAGGAGCUCUAAAGCAUGCACAUGUUGGUGUUGCACUUCUUUCAAAUGUUCCAGAAAGGUUUUUACGAGAUAGGAAAAAGCCAAAAGAAGAGACAGCAGAGACAGGAGGGGAAAAUAAACAAGUUAAGAAUUCCUCUGGCCCAGAGAGGAUACCAUCCGCCUCUCAUCAUGGAGGGGGAAGGCAUGGGGGAGGAGGACGAGCAGCUCGGCAGAGGGCUAUCGCUAAAGGAGAGGACCUUACUAGGUCACAAAAUAAAAAACUAAAUAACUUAUUGAAAGAAAUGGAGGAGCAGGACCAAGCUCAAGUAGUCAAGUUAGGAGAUGCAAGUAUAGCAUCACCCUUCACUUCUAAAUUAUCAUCAGUGCAAUGUGUGUGUCACAUCAUUAAACAAGGCCGCUGUACGUUGGUCACCACUCUUCAAAUGUUCAAGAUUCUAGCACUAAACGCUCUCAUCCUAGCCUACAGUCAAAGUGUUCUAUAUCUAGAUGGCAUCAAAUACAGCGACGCCCAGGCCACGCUACAAGGCCUCUUAUUGGCUGGUUGUUUCCUCUUUAUAUCAAGGUCAAAGCCAUUGAAGGUAUUAUCAAGGAGUCGUCCUCUACCAAAUAUCUUCAAUGUCUACACCAUCUUAACAGUCAUCUUUCAAUUUGCUGUCCAUUUUAUGAGCCUCAUGUACCUUGUACAGGAAGCAAAAGCGAGGUCACCUCCCAGGGAGACUGAAUUUCCUGAUCUUGAGAAACAGUUUGAACCCAAUCUUGUAAACAGCACAGUAUAUAUUCUCUCCAUGAUGUUACAGAUUAGCACAUUCGCUGUCAAUUACAAGGGUCAUCCAUUCAUGGAGUCGUUGAGAGACAACAAGCCUCUCCUGUACAGUCUUGCAUUCUCUACUGUGUCUGUAUUUGCUCUCAUAUCUGGGGUACUGCCCGAUAUAUCCAGCCAGUUUGAAAUUGUAGAAUUUUCAUCAGAUUUCCGUUUGCUGGUGUUCCAGGUUCUAGUAGGAGACAUGGUUUCUGCAUUCAUCAUUGACAGGGUUCUUCAAUUCAUUCUGGGAUCAGCGAAAUUAAGAGAAGCAAACUAAACCCUUAUUUAAUGAACCAUCAUCAAUCAUCAUGCAUGGGACUACAGUUCAGUAAUUUAGGUAUUUGAUGCAUUUAAGCAGUGCAAGAUGUUCUUACCGUAAGUAACGGACUAUAAACCGCACCCGUGGAUUAACCGCACCCCCAACUUUGGACUGAAAAAAAAAUAAUAAAAAAUCCUCACAUUUACAUGCAUAUUUGAGGUAAGAAGAAACAAAAACUAAGUUAAAGAUUUCAAAGUAUCCAAAGAGAUUACCAGUAUGCGGAAAUCUGCUGUUCUUGAUCAAUUCAUCUACAAAUGUUAGCAAGAAAGAAAGGUCCCGACAAUAUUGGCCACUUACACACACACUCACUCACCUCACAGUCACAGUAUACACACACACAGCACUGCCGUUCUUGUACAUUGCAAACUACGAUACGGUACCAGUACAUCUUAUCAAAUUAUGAUCUGUGUCUUUCCCGGAGUAGGCGGAAGAAACAUUCACAUUUCUUGCAUCACAACCUCACAAUCACUUUCAGAAUUUGUCUAGCAUUCGAUGUCUUAGCAUGAAUUUUGGAUACGGGAUUACAGGAAGGUUCAAGAAACAAAGAAAUUUGCAUUUUUUCCAGUUGUUUUUACGGCUUCGUGCCGUCUCUCUCUUGCGUGGUGUAAAUGGUAUCUUAUG
Molecule: messenger RNA, 4257 nt
Organism: Lytechinus pictus (painted urchin)
Lineage: Eukaryota; Metazoa; Echinodermata; Echinoidea; Temnopleuroida; Toxopneustidae
Product: endoplasmic reticulum transmembrane helix translocase-like
Exons: 27
Coding region: 46-3594 (1182 amino acids)
Biological process (GO): extraction of mislocalized protein from ER membrane; intracellular calcium ion homeostasis; transmembrane transport
Cellular component (GO): endoplasmic reticulum membrane
Molecular function (GO): ATP binding; ATPase-coupled monoatomic cation transmembrane transporter activity; ATP hydrolysis activity
Source: RefSeq, a predicted model, not a curated record